GCAGCGUCGGACCCGGGCCCGGAGUCAGGGCGAAUGUCCGGGACGGUUGCCUCUUGAGGACGGCUCAAAAGAAAAAAUCCCUCCACCACGUAAGUGUCUUCAUGAUGAGCGACCUUCAACUCUGCACACGCUCAAACCAAGGGACGGAAUAAGUUCAACUGCAGACACAGACAAGCGGCCUGUUUGACUGGAGAGGAGUCAGACCAUGAGCCGGAACCAGAGAUGCCCGUAAGAAGGCAUCCCUACAGGCUGCAGCCUAGCUACGCCAACUGAACCCUGUUUAGAGGAUGUGCUGCUGAUCAGAAGAGUCGUCCCUCUUCCACUUCUUCAAAACGUUAUUAACGUUGAGUGCUAGACCCUGUGUGGGAUGAAUAAUGGUGGCAAAAAAUGGUGCCUGAGCUUCCCGUCCUGGUGCAGUGUGUGCCAAAGGAGGUGAGGUUAUCUCAGAAAAGUGCAACAGCUGACUGAUAGUCUGCUGGCGAUAAUGGAUGCCAAGUUAAAAGAGGACCUGUUCCGGAGGUAUGUGACGGCACUGGAGAGGCGCCUGGAGGAGGGAGGGGAAUACAAGGACAGUGAGGCCCUGCUCUCCACAGCCACAGCUCUGCUGGGGGCCUACCAGCCAGAUCCGCCACAACGUUUCCGAAUGGUGCGUUUCUAUGAGGUGGUGGAGAACUCUCUCCGCUGCCAGAGAGGGGGGAACAUCAGGAGCCUGGAGAGAGCCUUCCGCACCCUGGAAACCAUCUGCACCAACCUCCUACUCUUCCCCUGGAAGAAGGAGUUCAGAUGUAUAAAGACCUUCACUGGCCCGUACGUGUACCAUCUGCAGUCAGCCAUUUCGGAAGCUGAACUGCGAGCUGUAAUGCGCACCAUUGGCUACGCCUGUGACCAUGAUUCGCAGUUCCAUUUGCAGGAGCACCCAGGAGGAGCAAAUCAUCUGCGCCAGUUGGCGUUUGAGCUUUUCCUGGCCCAGGCAGAGUGUCGUCUUCUGGGAGAGGUAGUGGCCCUGGCCCGCGGUUCAGCCUCCGAGCUGGAGGCCCUGGAACUCCGCAGGGGCUGCAGAGAUGACGCAGCUGGCUGUGCCGAUGUGCUCCGCAGACGUGACAGCCUUGGGGCAGAUAUGGCUCGUCUGUCUGUGCGGCCGCUGGACAUAGAGAGGCCUCAUGCCCACCACCUGAGGCGAGGGAGCCGACCAUCUAAGUCUGUGGAUGUUACGGAUGGGGCAGGUCACUGGCAUCCAGCACUUAGCAAGCCGGUCUUAAAGGCCUCAUUGAGUCUGAGGAAGGAGACCCUGUUUGUGGAUGCAGAGGAAGAUAUGAAGGAUGAGAUCAUCAGGCCCAACACCUCAACGUCCCUCUUCUCUGUGGUAGCCCCACCUUCCUAUAGUCCUGUUGCAGAUUUCUUCCCAAUUCAGUCGCCUCCCCCGGCUGACGUUUACACAUCCUACCACCUGUCCUCUUUGGAUGAGAUUGACUUGUACACUGAGAGAGGCGGUGCUGGGACAGGAGGAAGACAGACUCCCUCUCGACCUCCGUCCAGAGAGCCCCGGGAUGCAAGGGACGGCUGGCUGCUCAAAGCUCAUGGUAGUGUGAAGUGUCAGGGUUGUGGGCUGGGCUGCUCAACUAUGGCUUCCUGCCAGAGGUGUGACAUGAUCCUCUGUCCUGCCUGUCAUGAUGUGGACCCCUCCCCUUGCUGUGGCCUCCAGGACUACCACCCCAAAUCCCCACGACCCCUUGAUGGAUACAUCCCUGUCAAGGAGAAGCUCUCCGUCUACUCGAAUACCCACUCCCACUCCCACCUCCACCCGCACCCCCUCACACUGACUCACUCGCACUCCCACCCCCACCCCCAGAUGGUGGAAAAAACCCUCAUGUCCACAAAGCUGUUUGCAAGCAAGUCUGUUGCCUUGACAACACCAAAGGGAGGCAGCAGUGAGCGACUAAGCUUGGGGGGAUCGCGCUGCGGGUUCUGCAACAAGCCAGGUGCAUCGCACACCUGUGUGAACUGCUCUAAGGUGUCAUGUGACUCGUGCAUGGGCUUGUAUGCAAAGGAUGUUUGCACACGAAAGAAUCCGCAGCACAGCUUUGUGCCCAACCAUCAGCUCAACUUCAAAUCUGGCACCAUAUCUCACCUGGUGUACCGAUGAAUCAGGCAGACAGAAUAUGUUCUCUCCCCUCUCGUAUCUCCCUUAACCCCUCGGUGUAAUCUUGCACUACUGCUUUAGCUCUGUUACCACUUAAACAACUCACUCUCUUGCCCUUUAUCUGAUGAUCUUUUUCCUCUCUCUAACAUUUUCUUGAACUUUGUACAUUUUUCUCUUGCUAUCAGUCGGACCCUGGAAUGCACACGCCACAGAGAGCCAGAUCGUGUGCCCUUCUCUCUGCCUUGUACAAGUUCAGGCCUUUUUAAUCUAUUACUUCUUCUUCCUUUUCCUUGCUACCUGCUCUUGAGUAGUCAUGUGAUGUUGUAGCGCUUCCCAAAUUCCUCAAAUUGUGUCCUCCUCUAAAGGGAAACUAGAGAAAAGAAAGUUCAAUUCCUUCUCAUCUUGAAUGAAUUCCGUCCAAAUGAACAUAUUUACUUUGCCUAACUUCUCAGCUAAG
Molecule: messenger RNA, 2597 nt
Organism: Limanda limanda (common dab)
Lineage: Eukaryota; Metazoa; Chordata; Actinopteri; Pleuronectiformes; Pleuronectidae
Gene: spata2
Product: spermatogenesis associated 2
Exons: 3
Coding region: 485-2143 (552 amino acids)
Biological process (GO): protein K63-linked deubiquitination; regulation of necroptotic process; regulation of tumor necrosis factor-mediated signaling pathway
Cellular component (GO): cytoplasm
Source: RefSeq, a predicted model, not a curated record